AUGGGCUGGGGACGGGGCGUCUUCGUUCGGAUCGCGUCGGCCGGAGUUGGUGAUAUCAUUUUAAUAGGCGUCAAGGCUGAGCGGUUGUUGGAAGAGGCGGCGGGCCGACGUCCUGUUCCUCAAGUACCUCAGCCAACCGCUUCGGAGCAACGUAACUUUGCGUCACUGGUGCAAGACAUUCAUAAACAAACAACAGAACACCGUCUGACUCUCUCGCUUACGACCGAAAAAAGAGACCUGGGCAUACGAAGAAGACUCACCCAAGACUGCAUGGGCAACCCGACAGUCGUUCAGGAGACCGUCCUUGAAUCCUUUGCCACACGGACGGUGUUGUCACAGUCCGGCAAUCUUAUUGUGCCCCCGGAUUCAUAUUUUUCUGUCCAAAGUGUAACUGGCGUCGGAGACAACAACCCGCAAGACUACACACUACAGGUGGUAGGGACCAAGCAAGGUGUGGCCAAGCUGAACUAUAAUGCCGCCUUUUCGGUUGGUCCAUGGGUCAGCAACACGGGUAUACCUGAAUUUCAGUCGAUAGUGAACAAUGGAAAUCGCGGCACGGAUGCCAUCGGAGAGGUGGACAAGGCGCUCGCCGGUCACAACAUGAUGGACAAAGCGCGGGCACUGAAUUACUUCGUGGAGGACUGGCUUGCUAGCAUUUCUGGUGGACACAUGAUCCCAGGAACCGCAAACAACAGGUUCUUCCGCUUCUCACCGCCUGAAAGCACGCCGCAGAACCCCUCUCUGCUGCAGUCGUUUCUCCCGCGCCGAAAUUCGGUGCAACCGCCCUUGUUUUACGCAUUCCCGUCAUUGCCGGUUUCUGUACUCCGGGCAUGUAACGUCAGUGAGAACGUGGCUCCCAUUGUGAUAUUGUAUCCAGCAAAGGCACAUUCGUCUUCGUCCUCGUUUCUGUCAGUCUAA
Amoebophrya sp. A120 is the source of this 918-nucleotide messenger RNA. The record is from the annotation of a GenBank genome assembly. Lineage: Eukaryota; Dinophyceae; Syndiniales; Amoebophryaceae.